AUGAGAAUCAGCGAGCUUUACAUCUACCCCAUCAAAUCUCUCCGUCCGGUUAGAGUCACAGAGGGCUUGCUGACCGAUCUGGGCUUCACGUAUGACCGAAGGUUCAUGCUGCUCAAAGUAACACCUGACGGAAAUGGAGGUCCGUCAAAAAUGGAGAAUAUGCACAUCAGCGAAUUUCCCCAGAUGGCACUUUUCCAUACGACACUGGAGAUGUCAGAAAGCUUCGCAGGCAGCAAUAAAGUCGUCGUAACAUAUUGGCCUCCCAGUCAAGAAGAUCUUACUUUGACCAGCGCGGAGGGGAAUCAACUUGAUCAUCAAGACAAGACCGUACCUUCAACCUCUCACGCCUCCGGUACUGAUCGUCUUGAGAUUCAACUCGUACCAGACUUCUUGCACCUGAACCCUAUCACGGUGACCAUGCACAAGAGCUCAACAACUGCUUCUGAUAUGGGCGAGAAGUACAACUCCUGGUUCAGUGAUCGGUUUGGAUUUCCAGUCGUGCUGGCAUAUCUUGGCCCAAGCACCCGCAACGUCCUGGGAAAUCUCACCCCGACAUAUCCCAUCCGAACCUCACGAUGGAGUGAAAUACUUGGGAUGUCGGCAAUCAAGAGUUUCAACAUACCCGGUCAUCCGCUCUUCCGGCGCUUGACUGCCUUUGUUCUAUGUUUGCUAUGUUGGUCGUCUCUCCCGCUUGACACCAAGGGACUCUCCAUCAUGGCAAGCAUUAGCAUCAAUGUAGUGGGGGUCAUCGUCAUGUGGAUCGGAAUGAGUAUCUUUCUGACCAUCUUGAUGAAUAGACACAAGGCCCAAAUCGGAUUUGCGGACUGCGCGCCAUUAUUAGUGAUAUCGCAAACGUCCGUGGACGACGCCUCUUCUCGUGUGGCUGAAGGACCAAAAGUUGACUUGACUAAGUUUCGAGCAAACGUAGUCAUUUCAGGGGCCAAGGAAGCCUACGAGGAAGACUUCUGGGCGGAGUUGAGUGUCGGAGAGGACAACCCUGGGAAGGUGCGCCUGCUGCUUACAGGGAAUUGCGUGCGCUGCCGGAGCUUGAACGUGGAUUUUGACAAGGGCAAAUUCACAAACAAGGGAAAUGGGAACUUGUUCAAACGGUUGAUGAAGGAUCGGAGAGUCGACCGAGGAGCAAGAUUCAGUCCGGUCUUUGGGCGGUACGCGUUCCCCGAACGAGGAGCUGUCGGGUGGACGAUCCGAGUUGGAGAUGAGGUGAGGGUCUUGAAGACGAACACGGAACGCACCGUGACAGAUUGGCCCGGCUUGGCAUACUAG
Molecule: messenger RNA, 1284 nt
Organism: Penicillium diatomitis
Lineage: Eukaryota; Fungi; Ascomycota; Eurotiomycetes; Eurotiales; Aspergillaceae
Product: MOSC domain protein
Exons: 3
Coding region: 1-1284 (427 amino acids)
Molecular function (GO): pyridoxal phosphate binding; molybdenum ion binding; catalytic activity
Source: RefSeq, a predicted model, not a curated record